This is a messenger RNA of Gadus morhua (Atlantic cod), 1788 nucleotides long. It is a transcript of the gene slc25a23b, whose product is annotated as solute carrier family 25 member 23b. Gene Ontology annotation, biological process: transmembrane transport. The transcript has 10 exons. Bases 85 to 1551 code for a protein of 488 amino acids. Lineage: Eukaryota; Metazoa; Chordata; Actinopteri; Gadiformes; Gadidae. The record is from RefSeq and is a predicted model, not a curated record. Gene Ontology annotation, molecular function: calcium ion binding.
ACCAACACACACACACACACACACACACACACACACACACACACACACACACACACACACACACACACACACACACACACACACAUGGGUGACAACAGAGAAUGGUUGUGCCUGGGUUGGACCCAGACUCGCUGUCAAGAGAAGGAAGAAGGAUGUGUGGACCCAGAGACAGAUCGGGGGAGCACAUAUGCGGAACUAUUCAAACAGCUUGACCUGAAUUACGACGGGAGAGUGGACAUCAAUGAACUACGGAUUGGACUCGCCGCCCGCGGAUUACAGUGGGAUGAUGCAGAAGAGAUUGUGCGGCAGGGCGACAGCAACCAGGAUGGCGUGCUGGACUUUGAGGAGUUCUCGGGGUACUUACGAGCCCAUGAAAAGAAGCUGUCACUCAUUUUCCACAACCUGGACCGCAACAAUGACGGACAUAUUGAUGUGAAAGAGAUUCAACAGUCCCUUCAGGGCCUGGGAGUGGAAGUCAGCAUGGAACAGGCCACCAGGAUACUGCAGAGUAUGGACAGAGACGGCACGAUGUCAAUAGACUGGAAUCAGUGGCGAGAUAAUUUCCUGUUCAACCAUUUUCAAAACCUGGAGGAGAUUGCCCACUUCUGGAAGCACUCACAUAUGUUUAACAUCGGAGAACAUCAUACUGUACCGGAUGAAUUCAGCGAGCGAGAGCAUCGCUCAGGAACGGUGUGGAGACAGCUGAUGGCCGGGGCCUCGGCCGGGGCAGUGUCUCGGACGGUGACCGCCCCUCUGGACCGACUCAAGGUCUUCCUGCAGGUGCGCUGCACAACUUCCAAGAGGGUCAGCCUUUGGGCAGGGUCUAAAGUGAUAAUUCAGGAGGGAGGUGUUUUCUCACUCUGGAGAGGAAAUGGCAUUAAUGUCCUCAAGAUCGCCCCUGAAACAGCGAUCAAAUUCAUGGUUUAUGAACAGAUCAAGUGCCGAAUCCGGAGUAGUCGCGAAGGGGGCGCAUUGAGGGUCCAGGAGAGGUUUGUUGCUGGAUCCCUAGCCGGAGUUUCAGCCCAGACCUUAAUCUACCCGAUGGAGGUGUUGAAGACUCGUCUCACACUCAGAAGGACAGGGCAGUACAGAGGGAUUGCCGACUGCGCCGGGCAGAUCCUGAGAAAAGAAGGCGUGCUGGCCUUCUACAGAGGAUACCUGCCCAACAUGCUGGGCAUCAUACCGUACGCCGGCAUCGACCUGGCUGUGUACGAGACCCUGAAGAACGCCUGGCUUCAGCGGUACAGCAAAGGCUCUGCCGACCCAGGAGUGCUGGUCCUGCUGGGAUGUGGGACCGUCUCCAGUACCUCUGGACAGCUGGCCUCCUACCCGCUGGCCCUGGUCCGAACGCGCAUGCAGGCUCAAGCCACAUGUGAGGGUCAGCCAAGACUCUCCAUGUUGGGGCAGUUCAAACACAUCAUGUUCCACGAAGGCGUGCCUGGGCUGUACCGAGGCCUCGCGCCCAACUUCCUAAAGGUCAUCCCUGCGGUCAGCAUCUCCUAUGUGGUGUAUGAACACAUGAAAAAGAUACUGGGGGUGGGCUUCAACUGAUGGACAAAAUGGCAAACAAUAGUUGCUCGCUUAUUAUGAAGAAUGUCUCAGAAUUCUGAAUAAUGGGAUAUUGACCUAGACAGUUUCAAACCUCGGGAUGCAUUUUAAACAUGAAUGUUUUGAACUGCAAGUGCUUUAUCCAUUGCUGAUCAUUCUACUAUAGUCGCUUGACUAGGUUGGUCAUAAAUGCAAGGUCUUUUAAGAUUAUUAUGAAAAAAAUAAAAAGCUUAAAGAUUC